AUGCUACAAUGGCACAGGGUGGACGAAGAGAACGUGGGCAUGGAGACGGACGAGUCCAGUGAUCCCGAGAGCAGCGGAGCUAUUGGCGACCUGGCAAUGAGCAAGCCUAAGGAGUCUACCGAGACGAAGAGUGGCAAGGACGAAGAACCCUACAAGCGGGACUUCGUUCCGGUGACGGGCUUUCGUCUGUGGCGGCUUCAGUUUUGGGCGCUCAUGUGCAAGAAGAUGAGCUACUGCAAGCGCAGCUACCUGGCCAUCCCGCUGCUCGUGGCCACCAUCUUCGUUACGGCGCUCAUACGCACACUGUCCUAUUUUCUGUUCCACUUUGACCUUGCCAAGUACGUCCAUCUCCAGAAAGAAGCGCUAUCGCCGACGGCCACCGAGAUUGCCCUUCUUCAGAAGGAACCAGCCUUCAAAGAAUUGUACUACAUGAUCCGCGAAGGCCCCAAGGCUCCGCUGUUCAAGUUCGACAUCCAAAAGGUGUCGGACAACGUGGUCGACCCGGUGUUCACGGUGGUGCUCAUCGCCCGCAUCGUCGACUCGCUCACCAUCCCGCUCUUGCUGUCGCUGCUGGCGGCCGCUUACGUCUUCCUGCCCACCGAGGAGACCUUCACCAAGGCCAAGGCCAUUCAGCUCAUGACCGGCAUCUCGGCGACGCGCUACUGGUUCAUGAGCUUCUUCAUCGACAUGCUGUCCUACACCAUCGCGUGCAUCAUCGCUUUGCUGCCGCUCUUCAUCAUCGAUCCCUGGGGACUCACCAAAAAGGCCAACAUCAUACUGUCAACUUACCUCGGUCUGUUCUGCUUCUUCGGGGUGGCCUUCAUCCCCACCUGCUACGUGACGUCAUUCUUCGUGGAGACGUCAGCGGUGGCCUACUUUGGCCUGAUCGUCGAGAGCUUCAUUACAGGUACGGUGACCAGCAUCGUGCUCUUCCUGUUCGACAACAACGUAGUCCUGGCACUCAAGGAGAAGUCGCGCUUUCACCGCGUCUUGGGCAAGCUUGAGCUCCCGCUGCGCGUGGUACCCAACUUCGCCGUCAACCGCGGAGUGGGCAACGUCAACAAGCGACUCUUGGGACAGCUGGUGUGCUGCAACUUGCCUGUCGACCUGCUCGCGAUGCUCUGCAACCACGAGUCGAGACAGUUCGGCACUGCGCGCUUCACGCCCAACGAGACAGAGUUCUGGGACCGCAUGGUCGAAGGCUGCCCUGGUUCGUGCCAAAUCUACGACAUGCUCAAGGCGGGCCACGAGUGCGUGGUGAGCGCGACGCAGACGGACGACGAGCGACGCGAGUUCCGCAUCGACCUGCUCAUCAUGUUCAUCACUGGCUUCGGGCUUCUCCUUGUGUGCGUCUUCCUGGACGCCAAGCUCCAGUCGCGCACCAAGUCCAGCGAACUGCUGUCGCGCGAGGAACUGCGCGCCAAGAAGCUGCAGAUGAGGCACGUCGACCCCACCAUCCUGGAGGAGCGCGAGCGGGUUGAGGCCCUGGUCGACGCCAUGACGCAUGGCGAGGAAGAAGGCCUGCUUGGACUGCUCGUGCACAAGCUCGGAAAGACGUACAGGGAGGUGUCGGUGGUCGGCCAGCUGAGCUUCACGGUGCAGCCGGGCGAGAUAUUCGGCGUACUCGGCUUGCAGCAGUCUGGCCGCAGCACGGUGCUAGCCAUCCUCGCCGGUGAUCGGGAGCUUGGCCGUGGUAACGCCUACAUCGAGGGCUGGGGAAUCCGGCGCAACCCCAAACAGUACCUGAAGCGAGUUGGAUACUGCCCCGAAGAGGACCCGCUCAUCUUCAAGCUGACUGGGCGCGAGAUGCUGGCGCUGAUUGCGCGGCUGCGCGGCCUAGCGCCACACGUGAUGCACAAGGAGAUCCACUACAUCCUGCACCAGGUCGGCCUCAUGCGCCACUCCAAGCACCUGACCGUCGACUACGGUUCGGGUGCCCGCCGCAAGAUGUCUCUGGCCAUGAGCCUGGUUGGAGACCCAGCGCUGGUCAUCCUAGACGAGUGCACAUCCGGCGUGGACCCCAUAUCCCGUGGCCGCCUGUUCCGCGCAAUCACGCGCAUCCAGCGGUCCAGCGGCAUGGCCGUGCUCUUCACAUCACACUGCAUGCGCGAGUGCGACCAGCUGUGCACCCGCGUCGGCAUCCUGUCGGGCGGCGACUUCACGCGCGUGGGCGACACGGUGGCUCUGAAGCAGUCGGCCACCCAGGGCUGCACCAUCAUCGUCAAGCUGACCGUCGCCCAGAGCACGCAGGAAGGCUCCAUCAAGGAGAUCAACCGGGGCAUCAAGCGGGAGUUCCCAAACUCGGUCAUCGCCGAGAAGCGAGAGGUGCACCUCUCUUUUAUUGAUUCGUUUACAAAGUUCCCUCGUUUGAGGCCAUUACGAGGCGAAUGGGGUUGA
Molecule: messenger RNA, 2397 nt
Organism: Dermacentor silvarum
Lineage: Eukaryota; Metazoa; Arthropoda; Arachnida; Ixodida; Ixodidae
Product: retinal-specific phospholipid-transporting ATPase ABCA4
Exons: 11
Coding region: 1-2397 (798 amino acids)
Biological process (GO): transmembrane transport; lipid transport
Cellular component (GO): membrane; intracellular membrane-bounded organelle
Molecular function (GO): lipid carrier activity; ATP hydrolysis activity; ATP binding
Source: RefSeq, a predicted model, not a curated record